Messenger RNA from Puccinia graminis f. sp. tritici CRL 75-36-700-3, 945 nucleotides. RefSeq lists its product as uncharacterized. The transcript is spliced from 7 exons. Lineage: Eukaryota; Fungi; Basidiomycota; Pucciniomycetes; Pucciniales; Pucciniaceae. Bases 1 to 945 code for a protein of 314 amino acids. The record is from RefSeq and is a predicted model, not a curated record.
AUGUCUUCCUCCAGUGACCCCAGCUUCUCUGCUCCUGGGUCCUCUGAUCCUGGUCCGCACAUGAUGAAUCCUCGAUUAAACCUCGACUCGUCGGUCUAUGUUGUUCCGGCUUUGACUUUCUUGAGCUGUGUAGCAAUCAUGCAGUACGGUAAUUUUUGUUUGACGCCAGCUUCCGAACGCUCCCGACAAUCUUUUUACUUGGCAACGAUUGGGAUUUCAAUUCAUUUGGUUCAAAUUGCUUUGGACCUUUGGUACAUGUGCUAUUCUUUCCAAUCUUACUUGACCGGCCAGACAAAGGACCCUGUAAUUUUCCUCUACACCACUUUGGAAGUUUGUACGGCGGUGGGCAUAGCAGUAACGGUUCAGUAUCAUUAUUUUCGGCUCGUUCAAGCCAUGCCAGCGCUUUCUAAAUGGUGGACUGUUGCAAUCGGAUUCUUCGCGGUUGCAACUUGCGUAGGUGGCUUAGGAACAGGCGCCGAGUUCCAGGUGAUGGGUCGCACACCCCCUCCAACUGCAGGGCCACCCGUGAUCAGCAUUGUCUUUUUGGCAUUCUACAACAUGUGGUUAAUUUCGAAUUGUCUGACGGAUGGUACAAUCAGUAUCGCAAUGAUCUUAGCCCUGCGUCAUAGUCGAAGUCCUAUCCGGCAUCAAUCGCUGGCCACCACUUUACGCCGGUUGUUGUUUUUAACCGUCAGCACAUUUGGCCUCACAUUUAUUGUAGCCCUACUAUCCCUCAUCGUCCCAGCAUUACCCCACAUGAUACCUAGCAUGUCUAUUCGUGGGCAAGAGAUAUGUCGCGUCGGAUCGUUCGUUUUGAAUGGGAUCCUUCCUAGGAUUUACCUCAACUCAUUUUUCUGUAGCCUUCAGUGUGCCCGGGGCACCAAGUCGGCGAAGCACGAUACGAAAACGAUAACAGACUCAGAGCCUGAUUAUGAAAAAGUCUGA